Molecule: messenger RNA, 1085 nt
Organism: Pomacea canaliculata
Lineage: Eukaryota; Metazoa; Mollusca; Gastropoda; Architaenioglossa; Ampullariidae
Product: ficolin-1-A-like
Exons: 5
Coding region: 1-729 (242 amino acids)
Source: RefSeq, a predicted model, not a curated record
AUGUGGUCGCGACUAGCAGGGUUGAUUGCCCUGAGCCCCAUCACAGCGAUUGUUUCAAAGGCAGAUGUGCAAUAUGCCAUUUUGACCUUCAAUGAAGCCCGAGAAGCAAGCUGUGUUGUUGCAAGGUCUUGUAAAGACUGGCAGGAGAAAGGAGCAAAGAGUGGUGUCUACACCAUUGAGCUAGAUGGAUAUUACUACAAGGGAGCUCUCACAGUGUGGUGUGAUAUGGACACUGCGGGCGGCGGCUGGACGGUGUUCCAGAGACGUCGCGACUUCACAGUUGACUUCAACCGGAGCAGGACAGAAUAUAUAAACGGUUUUGGUGACAUCUCUGGAGACUUCUGGCUGGGCCUAGGCGCGAUUGACGACCUGUCAGUGCGUGGAGGUCUUACGAACUUGAGAGUGGACCUGGUGGCUGAGUCCGGGAGACGCUACUGGGCACAAUACACGGAUUUCUUUUUGUGCUUUGAGGAAUUAUUCGGACUUAAUGAUCGCUUGUACUACUACUCGGGUGACGCAGGAGAUGGGUUGAUUGGCGAUAAACAGUUAUUUUAUACCUAUGACGGACACAAGAAGAGCUGUGAGACAUCUAUUAAGGGCGGCUGGUGGUACAAUCAGAGUGACUGUAGCAGCAAGGCUAACCUCAACAGCCCUGAUAGAAGGUUCAUGACCUGGGCUAACAUCGGCCGCGUGACGUUCUCGGAGAUGAAGAUAAAGCCACGGGACUAACACCAUCUUGUCUCCUGUACUCACUGCUUACACCGCCAGUCCACUGUUCACUGUUCACUACAGGUUCCAUGUGAGCUCAGUGUACAUUAACCUCUCGCAAAAGUCUAGCAUCUGACCCUAGUGCAGACUACUUACUGUACUGUAAUUGUUUACUUUGAGUAUAUUACCGUGUCCUGCAGUUUGCUUUAUUUAAACGAACAUUGACAUUUUCACAAACUUAUGAGCGAAGCUUACUUUUCGUAAAAACAAAUAAAACUAUUGCCAAGAAUGAACAGAUAUUUUCAUAAAAGCAAUUAAAAGUAUAAGUAGUAUUAUAAGUAGUAUUAUCAGUAGUAUUAUAAGUAGUAUUAUAAGUA